UGUUUUCUUUCUUGCUCCUGUGCAGGUGUUACAAGCUCUUAUAAGUCACUUAAAAGUAUCACUUACUUAAAGGUAGUUUAACUUUGAAUUGAGCUUUGUUGUACAAUUUGGUUCUUAAGAACUGACACUGCUAAAGUGAUUCUUGAAGAACUAAUUUCUUUUCUCCGUUCGAUUUCUUUAAUAAUUUAAGCGCCUUGUAGUAAUCGAUCUUAAUAAAAUUCGUUUUCGGAUCAUCGGCACACAAGCCAGUUAAUGAUUAUACCCAGUAAUCGGUAUGAACUUUAUAGUCUUUUAUUAUUUGUUUUGGCUCCAAACUUCAGGUGGCAGGUUAUAGCCAUUUGCAACAUGCCAUGGCGAUUAACUAUAUUUAAACAUGAAACGUCUCACCGCGUACCCGCAGCUAAUUGUCCUGGCUAAAUCACAGUUGAUUUAAUUUAAAAAUUCCUCGAGCACAGUCUGUUCAAGAGAUUGCGAUAAGCUACACUUAAGAUGGCGUGACGGAUUUUCAACUGCUUAUGACUCAUUUAAGAUAUUUUAAAUUCAUUGCGUCUCUUUCGUGGUAGAAAUGUUAACAGGAAAUUUAUGAAACUGUGUCGCGAUUCUACAAAGUGCCAAAGGCAUUUUUUAGAACUAAUUUCACGCAUCAAAAACAUUCCUUUGCUAUGCCCAAGGUCGCAUACGCUAUCGCUGUACGGCAUUGUUAGCAGAUCUAGCAGGAAUCGACACUUCGGAUAAUUUUACCCCCUAAUCCAUAUUUGGCUUUCUGAAGUUAUUUUUGUGUAUCCUAAUCUUAGCACAACCUCUUUGUACUUUUGCGGUGUUGUUUUGGUUUUCUUUCUUAAUCUCAAAUCAGAACUUAUCUGAAGUUUUUUUUGCAUCACUGCCUUUCCUUCCUGAAUUUUUCAAAUCCUUUGGCUUUCUGGGGAAAUGUUAAGCGUUUUAGAAGUCGUUAAGCCCCCAACCCGUUAUAUUUUUUUUACCACGUUCGUCUGAAAACUUUCCGCAUUUUAAGCCUACAGAUUAGAGCCGUAUUAAAAACAGUUUUUCUUUCUCCUUGUUUCUUCGUUUUUGGCAUUUUUUGAAUUGCACCUUAAUGCCAACAUGUUUUCUUUGAAUCCAGUUUUUGACUGACUUCUAAUAAAAAGAAACAAUUAUAAUGGUCUUAUUGUUGUUACACUUUGACAUUGAAGACGGUAUCAAAUGGCACUUGUUAAUUGAAAGGCGGGCAAAUUUUUGUCGAAGUUUCGCGAACAUAAUCCCCGUAUAUUACGUCUGUUUCUGGUUAAAAUUCUCAGUUGAAGUUUGCUCGCUCGAAUCUCAUUCGCAAAAUCUUGCCGACUUCACCAAGAGAACACUGCAGCUUUUUUCUUCAUUUAAACCAUCAUAACGUCUCCCAUACUGAUACAUUUUAGCCACUCGUGGAGACUGGAGCAGAAGACUGUAGGCGGUGUUUUUGCAGUCUAAUUGCGGAUCUUUCGCCGUUCCGACUGCUAAAUUGUUCAACUUGCUCUAGCAAUGAACUAUCAGCGGCUGUUGACGAGAAGGCUUUCUUCCACUCGCAGAGACAUCAAAAGCAAAAUCACAGAUGGUAUGCCACUAGGCCCCCCCGUCUUCAUUCAACACCUGACGAAUUGCGAGAUCAUAGAAAACAGCGCCGCCAGAUUCGAGUGCAAGGUCAGCGGUAACCCAGAACCGGAAGUAGAAUGGUACAAAGAUGGCCGCCUACUCAAAGAAAGUAAACAACUCACAUUCCUCUACGAUGACAACGACAACUGCAAACUUAUCAUCACCAAGGGAACCGCAGCCGACGCUGGCGAAUACACUGUGGUGGCCGAGAAUCCGCACGGCAAAGUAUCGAGUAGCGCACGACUGGUUAUCGACACGGGCUCAACAGACGACGAAACCGCGAGCGAGUCCGAACUCUCUGAGCUUUCUGGUUCGGAAACGGAAGAAACGAAGAUGACCGCGAAGGAAGAAAAGAUCACGAAGUAUUACACAGUUCAGGACGAGGUCGGCAAAGGACGGUUCGGUGUUGUCUGCAAGUGUAUUGAUAAUAAGACCGGGCGAGCCUACGCGGCUAAGUUCAUCAAGUGCACCACGCCCAAGGACCGUCAAGAUGUGGUACACGAAGCGGAGAUCAUGAAUACUGUUCGGCAUAAGCGGCUUCUUAGACUUCAAGACUUCUUUCAGACGCCCACUGAGAUGAUCCUGGUUAUGGAACUGGUGACUGGAGGAGAGCUGUUCGAGAAGGUUGUGGAGGACGAAUUCAUCUCGGAGAUAGAAGUGUCGUAUUACAUGAAGCAGAUCUUAGAAGGACUUCAGCACAUGCACCAACGCGAUGUGCUUCAUCUUGAUCUCAAACCCGAGAAUAUCAUGCUUAUUCGACCUGACAGCAAACAAAUCAAGCUUAUCGACUUCGGCCUGGCGAGAAAAUACAACCCGAGGGAAAACCUCAAGGUCAUGUUCGGAACACCGGAAUUUGUCGCCCCGGAGGUCAUUACAUACGAACGUAUCACACCUGCCACGGACUUGUGGUCUAUCGGUGUCAUAGCGUAUAUUUUGAUGAGUGGUUUGUCGCCAUUUAUGGGGGACACUGACGCAGAGACUCUGACGAAUGUUCAGCUGGCAGAAUGGGACUUCGACGAUCCUGUCUUCGAUGAUGUCUCCGAGGAAGCUAAGGACUUCAUCAGUAGCCUUCUUGUACUCAGAGCAAACAAGAGAGGCACGGUUGAUCAGCUUUUGAAACAUCAUUGGUUCACAGUUAAGAAGGACAAGGGAAAGAAACUGAAGACCGAUCGCUUGAAGGCGUUCACAGCCAGAAGAAAAUGGAAGCGAGCGAUCACCGCCAUUCGAAGCACGAACUUUCUUAGCCGGAUUCUCGGAAGCCGGGGGUCCGAUGAUAAGAAGGGUAGUGGCGGCGCAGGUGGUGGACUCUUAGCCCGAGUCAAAGCAAUGCAUGCGGCUGGUAUGCAAGGCUCGGAGGGUGGUGUCUCCCCGGCAUCGUCGCCUUUCCUCUCGCCCGCUUCGGCUGCGCUCAGCACAAGUAAUAGCUUUACUACAAUUACAGUGACAGAAAGGAUGCAAUCACAGGGACAAGAAGGGACCACUGUUACGAAAAAAGAGACUGUGACCGUGACAAAAGACGGCGAAACAACCGUGGAGGAAAGAAAAAGUACAACAACAAGAAACGGCGAGACAACACAGCAACAGAGUACAAUAAAAGUCGAAGAAGACGAAAAUGGUAAGACAGGAGGUCUUGGAGGAGCAGCAAACACUCCACAAGCCAUCGCCAAGCGUUAUGCCUCAGGCGGAGUGGCGCUCAAGUUGGAAAAUGUCGACAAAUACUGGGGUAUCAAGCACGAAUUAGCAAGGGGCCGUUUCUCAGUAAUUAAGCGCUGUUUAGAUGCCAAGACAAAGAAGCCAUUUGUAGCUAAGAUCAUCAAAUAUGAUGAUGACACGGAUCGCGAUGACACGCUUCAAGAGUUUGACAUUCAUCGCAGCAUUAAAGGAGAAAAAGUUGUCAUGUUACGAGAUGCGUUUCUUUUGAGGAGAUAUCUCGUCCUUAUUAUGGACCUGGUCGAAGGGCAAGAUAUUCUGAGCUUUGUUGGAUCCAAACCAAGACCAAACGAAGAAGACAUCGCAUUUGUUAUGCGGCCCUUGAUUGAAGUAGUGAAUUACCUUCAUGGACAGCAAAUUGUUCAUUUAGAUAUAAGGCCCAGCAACAUUUUCAUUGCCAAGAGCAAUUUGGGUGUGAAACUUAUCGAUUUUGGAAGUGCUCGCCGCAUCAAGAAUUGGAAGGAAGGCGACAUGCUGGCCAUUGUAAGCUAUCCUGCGUUCACAGCUCCUGAACUUUUGGACUUCGCUCCAGUCAGUGGGGCGGCCGACAUGUGGAGUAUUGGUGUUCUCGUCUAUGCUCUCAUGAGUGGAUCUCUUCCAUUUGCGGUGGAAACCAAAGACGAUGAAGAUGAAGACGAGAAAAUUUGCGAGUGCGUCCAGAGGGGCAAAUGGUCUUUUGACUCCAAAGCCUUCGCUCGCAGCACUUCGGAAGUGAAAGACUUCAUCACUGCUCUUAUGAGCAAGGACGCCAAAAAACGUCCAUCUGCCGAAGAAGCAUCGAAACACCCUUGGCUUGCGGGUGACAACAUGCAGAAACGUCGUUCAUCAGACGUCACAGCUUCUAAACUCAAAGAUCUUGCUCAAAAACUUAUGCAGAAGGACAAGGAAGACGUUGUUUCAGCUUCCUGUGUCCUAAGGACCUUCACUGAAGAUCCUUACGACUCCCCGGACUCAGACGAGGAGUAGAUCUGCGUACAUAACAGAUAACGGGCCAAAAAGGCACAUUCCUGUGCUGGCACCAAUAUUUUGCUAAAUUUUUGUCUUAUGACUCAAUGUAAACUUAUGUAGCUUAUUCUAAACAUUUUGAUAAAGCGAAUUUUAAUCGAGUUUUUCAAUAUGCGUAAUUAUUCGGUAUUUUUGUAUCGAUGUUUUUCGACCGCAAAACAGUAUUUAUUUUUUUGUAGGAAAGAUUUUUGUGAUACUGUUUGUAAAGUGUGUUAAUAUCGUCAUGGAGUCGAGCCAAGUUUUAUAUUUGUAUGCUGCUGAAAGUCCAUCGUAAAUGUUUGUUGUGAUUAUUUUUCUAAUUCUUUCAAUGUAAGUUUAUUGAAUAACAAUAGUGAUGAUAAAACUUAGGAGAAGGAUAGCAACUA
Molecule: messenger RNA, 4706 nt
Organism: Orbicella faveolata
Lineage: Eukaryota; Metazoa; Cnidaria; Anthozoa; Scleractinia; Merulinidae
Product: obscurin-like
Biological process (GO): protein phosphorylation
Molecular function (GO): protein kinase activity; protein binding; ATP binding
Source: RefSeq, a predicted model, not a curated record